Molecule: messenger RNA, 1797 nt
Organism: Rhizophagus irregularis DAOM 181602=DAOM 197198
Lineage: Eukaryota; Fungi; Glomeromycota; Glomeromycetes; Glomerales; Glomeraceae
Biological process (GO): mRNA splicing, via spliceosome
Cellular component (GO): precatalytic spliceosome
Molecular function (GO): protein binding
Source: RefSeq, a predicted model, not a curated record
AGUUUUUAUAUAUGCACAUAAACCAUGGAAAUUGAGUCAACAGACGUAAUUCGAUUAAUUUUACAAUUUUUGAAAGAAAGUAACCUUCCAAAUAGUUAUGCCGCUUUACAGGAAGAAUCUACCAUAGCUCUUAAUACUGUUGAUUCAAUUGAAUCUUUUACUAAUGAAAUUAUAGAAGGACAUUGGGAAGUUGUAUUGCGCACUGUGUCUAAUUUGAAAAUACCCCAGAGAAAAUUAAUUGACCUCUAUGAACAGAUUGUUUUAGAAUUAAUCGAAAUGCGAGAACUAGGUGCAGCCAGAACUUUAUUAAGGCAAACUGAUCCAAUGCAACUUUUGAGAGAUCAUUAUUCUGAGCGAUAUCUUCACCUUGAAAAUUUACUUUCUCGAACAUGGUUUGAUCAAAAAGAGGCAUAUCCAUCAGGAAUGACAAAAGAAAAGAGGCGGCAGGUUAUUGCACAAGAACUUUCUAGUGAAGUUACUGUGGUACCGUCUUCGAGACUUUUAUCCCUCCUUGGACAAGCUUUAAAAUGGCAACAGCAUCAAGGAUUAUUGCCACCAGAUACUGCAUUUGAUCUUUUUAGAGGUUCGGCACCAACAACAAAAGCUGAGGACGAUGCAGUUCCUACGAGAUGCUAUAAUAAAAUUAAGUUUCCAAAAAAACAUCACGCUGAAGCUGUCGCAUUUUCACCUGACGGUCAAUAUUUAGCCACUGGUAGUUUGGAUGGAUUUAUCGAAAUAUGGAAUUACUUAACUGGAAAGCUUCGAAAAGAUUUUAAAUACCAAAUAGAGGAUAAUUCAAUGUUAAUGGAAGAUCCUGUACUAUGUCUAAGUUUUAGCAGAGAUAGUGAAAUGCUUGUAUCUGGUGCACAGGAUGGAAUUAUCAAGGUCUGGAAAAUUCAAACGGGCCAAUGUACGAGACGGUUUUCUCCAGCUCAUAGCCAAGGUGUAACUUCUGUGUGUUUUAAUCGGGAUGGAACUCAAAUUUUAAGUUCUAGUUUUGACCAUACUGUCAGACUUCAUGGUUUGAAAUCUGGUAAAACAAUAAAAGAAUUCAGAGGGCAUACUUCAUUUGUUAAUAAUGCAAUAUUCUCGCAUGACAUGUCAAGAAUAUUAAGUGCUAGUAGUGAUGGUACAGUAAAAAUUUGGGACAGUAAAUCAACUGGUUGUCUACAUACAAUUUUUCCACAAACUGGUGGUCGUAGUAAUCGAGACAGUUCAUUCAUUGCUGGAGGAGUAACAGUCAAUUGUGUUGUUCAAAUGCCGAAAAAUGCUGAUCAAUUCGUAGUAUGUAAUAAAAGUUCGACAAUUUAUUUAAUGACAAUAAAGGGACAAAUAACUAAAUCAUUUACUUCAGAAAAGAAGACCGAUGGUGAUUUUGUUAGUUGUACAGUGUCUCCUCAAGGAGAUUUUAUUUAUUGUGUAGGUGAAGAUUCUAGUUUGUAUUGCUUUAAUGUACAAUCAGGAAAAUUAACUACAACGUUAAAGUUAUCUGAUGCAGAAGUGAUCGGCUUUGCACAUCAUCCAUUUUCAAAUAUUUUAGCUGCUUAUUCCGAUGAUGGGAUUAUAACUUUGUGGAAACCAUAAAUAAAUUAAAUUUUGUUUGAUCUCGAAAAAAAUUUAAUAAGCUGUAUUAUGAUUUAGAUUAAAAUAUAUCAAUAUCGUAAAAUGAACUAUAGACAAAGUCCUGGAUUAAUAUAUCAAUAAAGUUUAACAUACUAUUAGUUAUCACAUGAAAUUCAAAAAAUAAUUUGUUUUUAGGAUUCCUUCGCAUUCAGUAAUUACAGAAGGGUGAAAUGU